Bipolaris victoriae FI3 is the source of this 870-nucleotide messenger RNA. RefSeq lists its product as hypothetical. The coding region runs from base 1 to 870 and encodes 289 amino acids. The transcript is spliced from 3 exons. The record is from RefSeq and is a predicted model, not a curated record. Lineage: Eukaryota; Fungi; Ascomycota; Dothideomycetes; Pleosporales; Pleosporaceae.
AUGGGAGGCCCGCCAUCCGACUCCACCUACGUCUUCGACAACUACGAGAACGGCAAGCCAAAAUGGGCACCUGGCAAAGACCACCAGCGCGACUAUCACGAAUACCGCGAUAGCCGCAGAGGAGAUCAUCGUCGUCCUCGCAGAAACAGAUAUGACGAAGAUGAGGGGCCUCCACCUCCACCGCCACAGGCACAGGGUGCAUAUCCUCCACCCCCGCCACCAGGACAAGGAGCACCGCCACCACCUAGAGAAGCACCUCGAGACUCUCGACCCCGCCACCACCGCAGACAACCCUCAUACUCCUCCGACUCCGACUCAGGCGGCCCACCCCCACCACGCCGCAGCAACCGCCGCGAAGAGCGCCCCCGUCACCACCGCGAGGACACCUACGACUCGUACGACGAAAAUUACCCUCGCCGCCGCCGAGAACGCGAGUCCGGGCGUCGCGACCGCGACGGCUACAAAUCAGAAGGCUACAAGUCUGAAGGCUACAAAUCCGACCGCAGGCCCCGCGACCCUUACUACUCGGACCGUGACCGUGACCGUGACCGUCGCGAGAAAUCCCGUGGCGAUCGCAGACACCGUGAUGACCGCUACGACGACCAUCGCUACGACGACAUGUUUAACAGCCGCCCCGCCCGCCGCGAUAGCCGCUAUGAUGAUAGGCCACCGCGUGAUAGACGCGGGUACUAUGAUGACUACGAGGACCGCUAUGGUGAUCGCAGGAGAAGCACGAGAGAUAGCAAGGCGAAGCCUGAGUGGCAGAAGCAGGCGCUGGGUAUGUUCAAGGAUUAUGCGCUGCCGAUUAUUAAGAAGGAGGGCGCAAGGUAUGUACAGAAGCAGAUGGCUAAUGGGUUUGGGAAGCGUUGA